Messenger RNA from Wallemia ichthyophaga EXF-994, 249 nucleotides. RefSeq lists its product as uncharacterized. NCBI's taxonomy places the organism in Eukaryota, Fungi, Basidiomycota, Wallemiomycetes, Wallemiales, Wallemiaceae. The transcript is spliced from 2 exons. The record is from RefSeq and is a predicted model, not a curated record. The coding region runs from base 1 to 249 and encodes 82 amino acids.
AUGAAAGAUGUCGUCGAUUACGAUAGAGGCAGACGCUCUGAUGCCGUCAAAUACGCUCAAAGCCUUCAAAUUUGGCACGGUACUAUUGGAAUGAUUAAGUACACUUGUUACGGUAGCAUUCUCGUUUAUCUCGCAAAUAUGCGCUUCCCAUGGGUGCAAAAACAAACGCUCGCUGGCAAGGCUUUCGUUGUUAGCUCUUUCUCUAUCUUUGGGGCUCCGUUGAGAAUGAAGUCAGGCGGCGCGCUCUAG